AUGGUUCUUCGGUUUUUUAUUACCGCCGGAAUUGUAGCUGUUUUGGCUGUAAAACUUGAGUUGCCCGACUACUUGGUACAACAACACCGACCGGUGAUUUUUUGUCGGACGGAAAUCAUUGAAGGCAUCGUCUUUACCCCAUGGGUGGACUUGAUGUCAAAUGACGAUUGGUUUAUCUCCGUGAAAGGCUGUGUGAACUGUAAUAUAACAGGAUUUACAAAUACAACGGACCCUAGAUUUGCGGCGUCUUGGAGGAAUUUUUCGGUGACUUACGGAAGCUUUGGAGAAGUGGCAAAUGGCAAGGUUUCCGGGAGAAUUUGGAAGCUGGAUCCGGUAAAGAAUUCUGCAUGCCUAGCACGCAUCUUUUUUCAGAUUCAAGGCGGUCCUUUUGAAAUUCCGGUAGUCGAUGAGAUCAGUUCCGUGUCCGCCACGUGGAAUGCGGCCGGAGAGCCUUCCAGUGCUCGAAUCGGGUUAAAUUCAGAUUUUAGCAACAGAAUGAAGCUCAAAAGCAUUUAUCUUAAUUAUGAGUACAUUUGCAGUUCAGCAGAGUUUGAUUCUGAUGAGAAGUAAGUCAGGGAAUGUAUUGAUAGAAUCUCAACAAAAGAUGUCACAGUGGGGGCCUGAUCCAGUGGCAAAAAUGUACCAUUUUGCAUCCGAGAAGUAUGAAAACUGUGGCAAAAUCCUUCCCUCUCCAAGUGAAAAAAAACUCCGAUUUCAAAAGCGCGCCUGCUCUUUUUGUGAUGGGAAGGGCGCGCCCUUCAAAACGAAGUUUUUUCACUUGGAGAGGUAAGCAUUUUGCCACAUUUGUGAUCCUUCUCGGAUGCAAAAUGGUACAUUUUUUGCCACUGGACCAGGUCCCCCACUGUAAAUAAUUUCAGUACGGGCCUCCGCCAAUUUGUCAGUGGCGACAUUUUUCCAAUGCGUGAAGGACAUAUACUCGGCCAAGUCCACGCUAUUGCUGACGUCACACCCAAUAAAGACAACUAUUGGCAAUUCCAAGUGCAUUAUGUGGGGUACGGUUUGUUCGAUAUUAAUGAUCACUACCGUUCGUUCGAAGCGGUUUUGUCGUCAACUUCGCCCUACAUCCACGCCCCAUUGGAGUUUAUCGAAUUCAUCAGUGCAAAUAUGAAAUCAGUGGAGGAGUCAAAAAGUGGUGAUUACAUUGUAGAUUGCAACCAACGGGUGCUCGGCAAAGACAUCUUAUUCUUCGUGAAUGGUGGAAGAGUCUCGUUGAAAGCGCUGUAUUACACAAUGCGCGAUCCGAUUAACCCCAAGAUUUGCGCACUGAGAAUUCGACCAUUGGCCGAGGGCGAGGACCGCUGGAUUUUGGGAAUUCCGUUCCUCGAAGCAGUAGAUGUUUGUUUGGGACUCAAAUCAAAAACAAUCGUGUUUGGAGACCGAGAUUGUAACGCAUAAGACUUGAAAUUUCUAUUAUAGUAAUAAGCAGUCCAAACCUUUAUAUUUAUCUUUUCUGUAAAGUAAAAAUAACAAGGUCGCAUGUUGUUUACUUCAUACUUCCACAUGUGUCAAGGAAAGAUAAAUUUUGUUGACUUGAUUUUGCAAGCUUCGCAAUCAAAUGAUGUUUACGGUCAAACGUCACAAAUCACAAAAAAUAGAGUUCGCGAAAUUUGAGGCUUUUUCGAGAGUAAGUAGUAAUAAAACACGAGUCGACACAACCAUUUUGAGAAUGCUAAAAAACAGUUUGCUUAUACGAUUUUGGUACGAAAGAAGUCGGCUAUGUUGAAACCAAAAUAAAGCAAGUCAGGAAAGAAUUUUUCGGCAUGGCCACAGUCGUUUCUUUUCUCUCGCAAAGAAGAAGGCUGAAGAGGUCACCGGCUAGCUCAAGUUAAAACUUCUGGAGGAUUAUAACUUUGGUUGCUCUGAAAUAAUUGCUCGAUGCAAGACUUCACAUCCAAUAAAAUAUUUCGUGAGCUAGAAAUCAACCUAAAAAUUUUUUUAUUGUUCAUAACAAAAGAGGUAUUUCAAGAACGUCGAGUUUCUCUUUUUAUAGCUUGCACACGCUGGGCCUAGUCCUCAUAGCAAUUAUUGAUAACUACAGCUAGCGCUUUAUAAGGGUUUUCAAAAUAUUCGACAAUUUUUGCGGUCGGCAGAGUAUACAAAAUAAGGGGAACGGCCGGAGAGAAAAAUACUCUGGCCAUAUCGUUGUUAGUUCCGUAUUGAAAAAUUUGAUUUUUUGUGUAAACAUUGCUCUAAAAAGGUGUACAACGUUUAACGCAAAAAUUGGCUAAAUGUACCAUAUUUUCUUCGACGUUCAACCUAAAAAUCAUCGCGAUUUCUGCAAAGCGCAAGCUAAUAAUCUGUUAUACAUCCUGAAAAAUCUAGUCUAAAUUGGUCCCCAGCAGCGUUUCUUGGAGCACGUCCACUGUGUGCCAAAUUAUAUCAAAACAUCAGCGUGGCAUUCCAAAAAAAACUUCCUCCGCAGACUCGCUAAAACACACGUUUCUUUGGAACUACCUCUCCCUCAGCACUGUCUCCCCACGUACUUUGACGUGCCCUUUAAUUUAUUAGAGAUUAAAUUCCGACAUUUGUUUUAUGUCCUCUUCAUUCCGCCGCGAUCCGUGACUUUAUCGCACAUUUUUUCUUGACCGCAUCAUUCCGCAAACCCCCUUGAAACAAAUUGCAAAAAGGAUUCUUCGGGAAGAACGUCCCUUUGCACGUUUCGUUCGCUAUCUCUGUUUUUCUUUUCGAAAUCCGCUCGGAAAAAAAUGGUAUAAAAGCGAACGCGGGAACUCCUAUAUGUGCAUACACAUACUACGCAUUCUAAAAAGUGCGCAUUAGACAGGGCUAGAGGUCGGGGAUUUUUUGGCAUAUCCCAGCUCAAGGGCCAGUUCCUGGCAAGGCUGGGGAGGCUGGGCCUUUGAAAAUUUUAAAAAUACUUUUGAAUGACAAUUUUCCGGCCAUUUUGGCAUUGUGUUUUCGGCUAGUUUUUAGGGUGUUUCUUGGUUGCCAGCAACAUUUUGAGCAGUAAGAAAUGUAUUACGAGUCUUAUAGAGCCUUGUUGCAUAAUGCCAAGAUCCAAAUUUUGCAUCCCAAGUUUUCGUUUCAGGAUGGAAAAUUUGCGUAAAAUUUUCAAUUUCAAAUCCGCAGCACAGCCAAGAAAUGAGGUCUAGUCUGGGGCAGCUCGGAAAUUAGGAUGAGCCCCACGUCCGCCCUCAAAAAAGUCCUCAACGCACUUUUAAAAAUUUUCGUAGUCAACAUGUUUUUUCGGCGCUCAGAGUUCAUUUUUGGCCUCGAGGGGAAUAGGGUAAUAAAUUUUCGGCCAAGUUCAAAUUGAGGUUUUCAUUCGCACGUUUCUUUCGGUAUAUCUGUUUUCUUUUCGAAAUGCGUUCGGAAAGAGAGGGUAUAAAAGGGAACGCGGAGUGGGCCAGAAAGUAUAAACAUGUUUUCCACGGUGCGAGGGGUUCCUCUUUGGCACGAGGGGAAUUGAGAAACAUAUUUUUGGCCAAGUUGAAAAAUGAAGUUCCUAGUUUUUCGGAGUUUUUUGUAAUGAACAGUAAGCGAAAAAAUAUUUUGAGGAUUUUAGAAGUAUCGUUUUUAGACCGAAAGUUAAAAAAUUUGGAUUUUUUUCUGACAUAUUCUGACAAUUGUAAUGAAUUCGCGACUAAGAACACAUUUCUGUGGGCCAUGACAACUUUUCAUAUUAUUUUUUCUUCGUUUCAGAACUCUAUAUACCUACGCAAUGGACGCUCCACACGAAUCCCACAACCACCUCAGCCUCCUCAACAUUCUGCCUUUCAACACGCCGCUCAUGACUGCGCUUCGCCAAGAACUGAAACGAGGGCCAAACUCGUCCAGAAUCCGCGCCGACGAGGAGGUGUAUCAGCAGCAGCACACGGCGUCAGCAAAGUAA
Molecule: messenger RNA, 3871 nt
Organism: Bursaphelenchus xylophilus (pine wood nematode)
Lineage: Eukaryota; Metazoa; Nematoda; Chromadorea; Rhabditida; Aphelenchoididae
Source: the annotation of a GenBank genome assembly